Micropterus salmoides (largemouth bass) is the source of this 1045-nucleotide messenger RNA. Its product is annotated as cadherin-7. The coding region runs from base 1 to 513 and encodes 170 amino acids. Gene Ontology annotation, cellular component: adherens junction; catenin complex. The transcript has a single exon. The record is from RefSeq and is a predicted model, not a curated record. Gene Ontology annotation, biological process: calcium-dependent cell-cell adhesion; adherens junction organization; cell-cell junction assembly. NCBI's taxonomy places the organism in Eukaryota, Metazoa, Chordata, Actinopteri, Centrarchiformes, Centrarchidae. Gene Ontology annotation, molecular function: calcium ion binding; cadherin binding.
AUGGUCCUGCUAAUUGUGACAAUGCGUCGGAGGAGGAAGGAGCCUCUGAUUCUGGAGGAGGAAAGGGACAUCAGAGAGAACAUCGUACGUUACGACGACGAGGGCGGGGGCGAGGAGGACACAGAGGCCUUCGACAUGGUUGCCCUCCGCAACCUAAACGUCAUCAGAGACCCCAACGUGCGGCGAGAUGUCACACCAGAUACUCCCACCUUCUUUCAUUACCCAUCAACCACUCGCCCGGCCUAUAAAUCCCUGCCGGACAACGUGGUGUUUCGAGAGUUUAUUUGGGAGCGACUUAAGGAUGCUGAUGUGGACCCGUCAGCUCCCCCAUAUGACUCUCUGCAGACAUAUGCGUUUGAAGGCAGCGGCUCUGUAGCAGAGUCGCUAAGCUCACUGGAGUCACUAAGUACAGACUCAGAUCAGAACUAUGACUAUCUCAGCAGCUGGGGACCACGCUUCAAAAAGCUGGCCGACCUGUAUGGCAACAGCGACGGCACCGGUGUCUUCUCUUAGCCCCUAAAUUUCUCUCCUAACAUUUCUUGGACUUAUAAAAAAAAUAAGAGUAAUAUAUUGUCAGAGAAAAUGAUUUUGUCUGCCUUAGUGCAUUGGAGGAAGAUUCAAAGACAACACAAGCGAGAUUGAAAGAAAAACACUUUGACUUCAAAGGUUUUCAGUUUGUUUACCUCCUUGUAUGGAUUUUCAAAAGCGUGCCAUGGUGAGUUUUGACACAGACUUCAAAAGUGGCUUGACUGAGGAGGAAACCUUGUGUGCAAAAGACAUUAAAGGUUUCAGAUUUUGGGCUUCAGUCCAACUAUUGACUGCAGAAUGCAUACAUGUUGGAGCAUUCUUAUGGGGAGGCACCUGUCCUUUCAUUCCAGCGAUGGGCACGGGCCCAGCACUCUUGCUUUGAUGCAUUCCUUUGCUAUCUUUGUGCUAAAAGAAACAUAAACGUUUCUCAUGAAAUGCUGUCUCCCUGGCGGCUAAUCAGCAGUCACUUGACUGUUCAUAUAAAAUUUGCCGAUUUCUAUGGGUUUUUAUUUUCUUC